This is a messenger RNA of Hyaloscypha bicolor E, 480 nucleotides long. RefSeq lists its product as uncharacterized. The coding region runs from base 1 to 480 and encodes 159 amino acids. The record is from RefSeq and is a predicted model, not a curated record. The transcript has a single exon. NCBI's taxonomy places the organism in Eukaryota, Fungi, Ascomycota, Leotiomycetes, Helotiales, Hyaloscyphaceae.
AUGUUGUCUGGGCCAAAAGAAGCAGCCGGAGAGAGUGACUUUCGUCCAGCUUCCCCAUCAUCAAUGGUUAUGUCCCUUGCAACCAUGUUGCUUGCAUUUACAACCCACGUGAUAGUUCAAGAAGCGGAGCGUAAUGCUGCCAUCCUUCUUGACUAUCUUCUCGAUCUCCUUGGGCUCCUCUCCCUUGGCUGCACUCUUGGCUUCCACCGCCUUCCAAAAGCGAGUACUGGCCUCCCGAAUGAAUUGAGCAGGAUUGGACAUCGCGAAGACGAGGUUCAGUUCAACGUCCUGGCCGUCACGCUUGUAGACUCCUUCAGCAUGUUGGAUGCUAGCCUCAUUGAGGAGGAAGUCACGCUUUGUGUAAGUGGUUUGAGGAACGGGGAUCUUGGAUUAUUGCGGAGGCUCAUCGGGCUUAGUGUUAAGCGGUGCAAGGUUGACUGCAGCAGGCUUUCAACGCCUUUCGGUUUGGUUGGUUUUUGA